Messenger RNA from Bursaphelenchus xylophilus (pine wood nematode), 1249 nucleotides. The record is from the annotation of a GenBank genome assembly. NCBI's taxonomy places the organism in Eukaryota, Metazoa, Nematoda, Chromadorea, Rhabditida, Aphelenchoididae.
AUGGCUAAAGUGAGGAAUGUCAUAAAUUUUACCACUUUGAUCGACGAUAUGAAUGUUUCUACGACCGCAGCGGCAUUGACUAUGCCUGAAUACGUAAGAUUAUAUUAGGUGCUGUCGAUAAAUUGUUGCGAAUUUCAGUUGUACAUGACAUAUAAUGGAGCUGGCGUAAAGCUUCGAUUGUAUCUCCCCAGUGUCAUUUUAUUCUCCAUAAUGCUGCUGGGGUACUUUGGCAACAGUUUGGUAAUUCUGGCUACCAUAAAGAAUAAGUAAGCUAAGUCAUUUAUAUUAUUUGUAUGGCAUAAAUUCAUCCCUAUUUUUAGAAAUCUGCACGGCUCUUGUAACUUCUUUCUGGCCUUUGGCUGCUUCUCUGAUAUUUUCCACGCCUCUGCCCAUUGGAUUUACCUCUAUACGACCGCAAUCUCCGGGCAGAAUUUCAUCCCCUACUCUACCUGUUUAUGGUUCCAAACAGUUCCUCAGUACUGUCUGACCGUCAGUAUAAUCAUGACCUUAUGCGUGGGAAUCGACCGUUUCUUUUCUGUCAGCAUGCCCAUUCCUUAUGGUGCAACUGAUAAGAGAUUUGUUGUGGCUGGGGGAGUGGGGGCUGCGCUCUUAUUGGCCAGUUAUUUUUACGUCAUGUCAGUGCUUUAUGCGUUGUCGGAUGAAGGAGAUACGUGAGUUAAGCGUCUCUUCAAAGCAUCUGACAAUUACUGCGACUUAAAAUGAUAUAAUUCUUCAGCCCAGUUCUAUGUGUGAUUGUAAACAGUUUCGGCGGUGCCGUCGCCCUUCAAUGGUUUUAUUUCUGCGUCGUGAUCAAUAUCCUCGACCUUAUCAUCUACACCAUCGUCUGGCUCUUCCUCAGAUUCAAAGCAGGGAUGUCAGAUGAAAGUAAAAAAGUUUUCCGAUCCCUGUUUGUGAUCAUGUUAACAGUCGCCUUUGGAUGGUUGGCUAAUGCCUUUGUCCAAGCUGUAAUGGUCCCUUUAUUUGUACCUGUCAGUCUACAGUAUGACGUCAUGUGUUACUGGGGGAUUCCUGUGAAUCUGGCAAGUGCUGCGGGAUUCGUGACUUUAUAUUUAUUCAGGUAAGUUGGCUUACUUUUUGCUUAAAACAGUGCUUCGUUCUGUGAUUUUACUUACACUACUUCAGCCAAGAGUAUCGGACGACAUUUCGCCGGAUCCUCCGUCUAAAAGAACAGACCAAAAAGAAUGCCCCUGUGUUUACAGCGUCAGCUAUGUCUUCAAAGAGUGUUUAA